Messenger RNA from Bactrocera latifrons, 4234 nucleotides. RefSeq names its product dynactin subunit 1. Lineage: Eukaryota; Metazoa; Arthropoda; Insecta; Diptera; Tephritidae. The record is from RefSeq and is a predicted model, not a curated record. Bases 152 to 3964 code for a protein of 1270 amino acids. The transcript has a single exon.
UGUAGCAACAACUAUGGUGGCGGUUAUCCGCCAUAUUGACGAGCAUCUUUCAUUUCCUUUGCUGUAUACGCUACUGCUGUUCGUGGUUUUGUGUGAAAAUAGGUUCCUGCAAAAAGUUAAAAUUGCGAAAAUGUUAAAAUAAUGCAGUAAAAUGGCCGAGCGCAGUUUUAAAAUCGGCCAAAAUGUGCAAAUUGUGGGUAGAAAUCUGCGUGGGCAAAUAGCGUACGUGGGUUUGACCAGUUUCUCACCGGGCAAGUGGAUAGGCGUGGUGCUGGACGAAAAAGAUAAAGGCAAGAAUAAUGGUACUGUCAAGGGCACUACCUACUUUAAAUGUGCUGCUAAUUGUGGACUCUUCGUACGACCAGCACAAUUGAUUUUAAUUCGAGACAGUGAAACCGAUGAAAUGACAGAGCCAACAGCGUUAGAGGCUGGCAAAAGCAGUGGCUUGAAACCAGCGGGAAGCGAAAAAUUUGCAAUAGCUACGCCAGCAACAUCGCACCCAAGCGCAAAAGCAGUGGAAAAGGGUGAGACUAAGAAUCAAAAGUCUAAUGGAUCAGCAACAACUGUGCAUACGGAAGCAGCUAAUAGCAACACAGUAGCAACUUCGAAUGGAAAUCUGCUGAAGGCAACCAAAAUUAAUCAACCGUUGCAAGCGAAUCAACGUGUUAUCUCCUCCAAUACUCAACUGGAAUUAUCCUUUACGGGUGCAACCGUAUCAGUGGCGGCACCAAAGCGCAGUAAAACUACAGUUAGUCCUUCAGAGUCAUUUUGUUGUGUAAGGCAGCGUUCAGCAUUUGUGGAAACGGGCUUUCUGGAGAUACUCCAUACACAAUUCACACCCGGCCACCCAUUACGCUCGCCCACUGCAUUCAACCUCAACAAUGGAUCGCACAGUACUCUGGCAAUCAGCCCCACAGAGCAAUUGCAACAACAGCAGCGGCAACAACAGAGAUAUAAGGAUUUGGAGGAACAAAAUGCUAAGUUAAAUGAGGAAUUAAAUGAGUUGAAGAGUCAACGCUUAGAAGAAAAACGGCGUUUGCACGAACUCGAAAAGAUCCGUUUGCAAAAAGAGCACUUAAGCGAGUUCAAAACUCAAAUUAUGGAGCAGCAUAGUAUGCUGCAACGGGAACUGCAACGCUGUCGACAAGAGCUGAGGGAGGCUAACGAACACAAGACCAUGUACAAACGUGAACUGGAUGAAGUAGCUGAUAAUAUUGAACUGCUCACGUUGGAUAAGGAAAUGGCCGAAGAACGUGUUGAAACCCUGCAAAUAGAAUUGGAAACGGCAAAUGAGCGUGUUGAAGAACUGAUGCUAGAUAUUGAAAUCUUGAGAGCUGAGAAUGAUAAUUCAACAUCAGUUACAACUGGCGUACGUACAGAUAAUGGGUUGAAAGAAGAAAUAAUACAGCCGUCAGCGACAGAAAUCAAACGUCUCGAACAGUACAAUCAACGACUGCGUGAGACGGUUGUGCGACUGCGCGAUGUUUUGACACACGAAAAGCAAGACCUACAAAAGGCCAAAAAAGAAUUGGAGACGAAAACAUCUGAAAUCUCAGAACUAAAGAAAACCAAGGAGAUACUUUCGAAGCGAAUUGAUGUAAUGGAAAUGCACAUUAUCGACUUAAAAGAACAAGUAGACGCUGCACUAGGUGCGGAAUCAAUGGUUACAUCCUUAGCAGAAUCAAAAAUAGAACUAGAAGAGCGUGUCAAAUUAUUGGAGGAGGAAGUAAUGGAGCUCGAGGCUCUGGAAGAGAUUCACGAACAAAUUAUUGAAGGUAACCAAGAACUAGAAUUGGAUUUACGCGAAGAGAUUGAUGCGCUCAAUUUAACGAUCAAAAUGUUGCAAGAGGAAAAGAAUAAUACGCUAGAAACAAUAUAUGAUCGAGACGUAACUAUUAUGAAAUUUAGAGAGCUUGUCAAAACAUUAAAUAACAAUAUACUCUCAAAAGAUCCGCCAACAAAUGUAUUGGGCAUCGCUACAGGUACUGGCACUUCCACAUCAGACGAUCUCAGCAGCACCCUCUCCAAUCAGGACGAAACUCAAAGUAUCGACUUUAAUCAAAUGUUCUCGGUGACAAAGGCUUGCGAAAGGGCCAUCGACUCGCGGCUAAAUGCAAUUGAACUCAAACUGUGCAAAGCUCACAUUGGGCACCUUCUAGCGUUUGUGCCUGAGGAGAUCAUGCUGCGCGGCUGCGAAUAUGACAUCAUAUUGGUGCUGCUCUUACUGCAGCGUUUGUAUGAGAAAAUCGAAAUUAUUUGCCACAUAAUCAAUGAAAAGUUUCCAUCAUCCUGUGAAUUUGCCAAAAACACUAUAUUUGAAGGAUUCUCCGUGCACCGCUUCGCUUUCCGUUGCAAAUGCCUAUAUGUAUUGCGCAGCCUUAAACUGGUCAUUAAGCAAUUAAUUUUCGGUUUGAAUCACUGCGAGUAUGAGGUGUGCACACAUGCCGCUAUUUAUCGCGGAGAAAUGGAAACACAGGAGAAAUCCAUCGAUGAAUUGAUUAAACGACUAAAAGGCGACAUGCUCGAUGAAAAUACACCCAUGGAAUCGGUAGAACGAACUCUAUCAUUUUUCAAUACGCUUUACACCAAUCUCAUUUGCUCGCAAAAUCUUGCCGAGUUAAUAGACGAACAACAACUCUACGUUAUGCUGGUGGAAGUACUGGAUGUGUGCCUGGACUGCAUCAACACUAAUGCUGGCAUACUGCAUACAAUUAUACAGUUGGGAGAUGAAAAUACCGAAUCAUUUUGGGCCAUGCAAUUUCUAAUGGAAAACGUUAAUCAAUUCAAGCAAAAAUUACGCAAGUUACAACGGAAGCUUCCUUCUGCUACAGUAGAUAUUUCAGCUAUGCAGCAACAACAAAUUCAGCGCAUACAGCAUAUACUAACUACGAAUGAACAUUUCGGCCGAUUUAUUAAUAUUUUAAUAGCAACAUCCAAAGAUGCAACGAAGGACAUAUCAACAAGCAGCUUCUCCACCAAUGGAGAGCGUCUAUGCGACGCAGCCAUCGAACAUAAAAAGCUUUGGAAAAUCCUUAUUACGAACUGUACAAAAUAUGCUGCUGAGGAAAAAUCAACACCAAUUGCCUUAUUCCAUCAUUGCAUUCAGCAGCUCGACGAAAUAAUCAAUGAGCUCACUAUUUUCAUCUCGGAGAACGAGUCUGUGCGCAACGCAAACAAAAAUACGAUGUUCGUACGCUCUUCGGCUACUACGUUGCUGCAACGCUCAAUGCAAUUAAAGCAACAUUCAGAGGAUAUGAAGAGUUUGAAACACUCAUUGACCGAACGGGAUAAGGAAAUCAAAACACAAAAAUACUUGGCGAAAAUGAAACAGAACGAAUUCUCCGAAAUGCAAAUACGAAAAGAGAUCGCCGAACGUAACCUGUCAAAGGUGCAACGCAGCCAAGAGGAAGCUCUGACGCAGAUUACGGACUAUAUCGAACAAUUCGACAAGCUAAUAUGCCAACGUGAGCAUAUAAUCGCGCAAUCAUUCAAUAUUAUAAAAGAAAAACUAACUGCCAUGGAACAUAACCACGCACGUCUUGAGCAGAAACUUAUCUCACGCAAGGCAGUCAUGCAUAUUUCCACAGACGAAAGUUAUCGCGAAAUCGAAACACUUAAUAAGUGCUUACGUUACGAGCGGGCCGAACGUUGUAAGCUGCGUAUCGAUGAUAUGAAGUUGCGCAUGCGCAGCUUCGAGCCACUGUAUGUGCCACACCAAAGGCGUAUGGUAGACGCAACGGAAACCCGACUCGCCAAGGAGUUACUAACGCUGAAAAACCAAUGGAUUCUUUCACAUAUUAAAUUAAAACCAGUUACGGAAAACGAACGUUACACACUAAAACGAAAAUCAAAUGAACUGCUGCAACGUACAUGGAGCACAUACUUUAAGACGCAUCCUCACCGCAGCGCGUCAAAUAAUUUCGGCGAUUUCGGCACGAAAGAUGUAAACCAAAUAUUUAAUUAAGAUAUUUCUAGAACACGUGCCGUUAGUACUUUCUUUCACUUCAAAAAUAUAACGGUGGCCUAUAGAUAUGUGAAUUAAUAAGUUCUUUUAGACUAAAUUAGUUUGAUGCUGAGGUAUUGAUAAGUGAUUCUCGUAGUUAUUGGAAAGUAAUAUUUUUCGUUAAUUCUUAAAUUAACCUUUUAGCUUAUCGAGUUUGAGAUCGAGUUGUACUGAAAAUAUCAUCUAUAAAUAUAACGAAAAGCCUUUUUAAUGUGAUCAAGAACACCAAUU